Molecule: messenger RNA, 3072 nt
Organism: Solanum dulcamara
Lineage: Eukaryota; Viridiplantae; Streptophyta; Magnoliopsida; Solanales; Solanaceae
Product: cytochrome P450 93A3-like
Exons: 2
Coding region: 1329-2876 (515 amino acids)
Molecular function (GO): oxidoreductase activity, acting on paired donors, with incorporation or reduction of molecular oxygen; monooxygenase activity; iron ion binding
Source: RefSeq, a predicted model, not a curated record
GAGAGUUAUACACCAAAAUAAAUAUUGUAGUCUUGAGUGUCCUCUUUAGUAGUUGUUCCUCUUACAAGAGAGAAGUGUUAAUUGUUGUUAUCUCCUUGUAUUUGAGAGCAGUGUACUCUCAUAUUAUCAUAGUAAGAUCCUUCUAUCCCGUGGUUUUUCCCCUCUAUCUGUUUGAGGGGUUUACACGUAAAAUUCUCUUGUCCAAUUUAUUUUUAUUAUUUAUUAUCAUAUCAAACUCCCUCAACAGAUAUGGGAUUUUAAAUUGCACCAAGGGUAUGGAGAGCACACUAGCAGCAUGUAUUGCGCGAUUUUACUGUGUUUUUUGCACUUGACUGGGUGGACAGUUGCCGGAAGAUAACAUCGGUUCCCCCGGCCAGCAAGUGAUAAAUGAAGUUGGAGGAGAACCAUGACAUCUCGGGUUUAAAUCUCUAUAAAGGCAAAAACAUUAAUGGUCGUCUGAUUCAAAUACAAGUUAUGCUGGGCUGGUUAUGCGGGAAUCGUAAGACAAUGCUGAAUUUUAUAUGACUAAUUCCCUUUAUUAGCUAACCAAACAACGUAUAAAAUAGUGUUGGAUUUUAUACAAUGAGUAAUUCCUCCCACUGGCAAGUGAUACAUGUUAAAUAUUGAUGAAACAACGUAACAUUAACCAAACAGGCCCCAAAUAAUUUCUUUUCAUUUAUCUAAACCUUGGUAGGAUGGCCUCGACACCUAUAAACGAUCUUUUUCUAGCAGCUCUCACCCUUUCAAUUGUGUUCCUGACAUUUCAGUGGUACAAAUUAAACUCAACAUCACGCAACCCAUUUCUUCCCUAUAAAUAGGAAAGUUGGUCAUUAGUUGAAACACACCUUGGAGCAUAUAAAAACAUUUCAUUACUUUCUUUCCUUGUCUUUUCAUUAAGUGUUAUUUUGUAAGAGAGUUAGUAUUGGGAAAACACUUAUGUGAACCCUUUUAUUUGGAGUGAUCUUGUAAGGUUAUUCUAUUGGGUAUUUGGGAUUAAUUAGAAUAUUUACUCUAAUUUUUUGUACUCUUGUUAAUAUAGUAAAAUCCUCAUUUUUGCCUCUGGACUAGGUCACACCGACCGAACCACAUAAAAUUUGUGUCUUUUUUAUUUGCUUUACUUUCGUUAUUAUCAACUUAUUAUAGUCUUUGCUAUUAUCAUUAUAAUAUUAUUUGACUAAAUUUCACACUACCCGAGUUCUCGAUCGUAACAACUAUUAGGAAUGACAAAGACUGGAUAUAUAGAGUAUGUGCUGAGAGGAGGAUAUAUUGAGCUAAGAUUUCAUUGUGAGGUUAAAAAAUAUUAGGCUGAAACUGUCUUCACACAAAAUAUGGCUUCAGCACCUUUAAACGAUCUUUGGAUUGCAGUUCUCGCCCUUUCAAUUGUGUUCCUGACAAUUCUAUGGUACAAAUUGAACAAGGAAGAAUCCAGGUUGCCACCAGGGCCUCGUGGCUUUCCGAUUGUUGGAUUCUUACCAUUCCUCCGCCCCAAUUUGCAUCACCAGCUCACAGAAUUGUCUCAACAGUAUGGUCCAAUUUACAAGUUUUGGCUAGGAGGAAAGCUAUGUGUUGUUUUGAACUCACCAUCCUUAGCCAAAGAAGUGGUUCGUGAUCAAGACUCUGUUUUUGCCAACCGUGACCCUCCAAUUGCAGCAUUAAUAGGCACAUAUGGUGGACUAGAUAUUGGAUUUUCUCCCUAUGGCUCCUACUGGCGUGAUAUGCGCAAACUGUUAGUAAGGGAGAUGCUAAACAACAGGAACCUUGAGGCCUGUUAUAGCCUUCGGAGAAACGAGGUCAGAAAGACAAUCAAAAACGUGCAUACCAAGAUUGGUAACCCUGUCGAGAUUGGUGAAUUGGCCUUUGUAACUGAAAUGAAUGUAGUCAUUAGUAUGAUCUUUGGCAGCAAUUUUGUGGAGAAUAUGGAGAAGCAUAGAAAAGAUGGAACUGAAUUCAAGGAAUUGGUGGUGAAAUUUGCUCAAGUGAUGGGAAAGCCGAACAUAUCAGACUUCUUCCCUAUGCUUUCCAGGUUUGAUUUACAAGGAAUACAGAAAGAGAUGGAGGCUUUUUUGAAGUUGAUUGAUAGUGUAUUGGACCCUGCCAUAAAUGAAUGCAUGAAGAUGCUUUCGGACAAAAGAGAGGGUGAAAUCCAUACGAAUGAGAAGAAACAUCUUAUACAGAUCCUGUUAGAGCUAAUGGAGCAGAGAGACAUUGGUAUAUCACUGGACUUGGUGAAAAUAAAGGCCAUCUUGCUGGACAUUAUGAUUGGCGGGACUGACACUACAAUCACGACGGUCGAGUGGGUAAUGGCUGAGCUUCUGAAUAAUCCGGAGAUAAUGUCAAAGGUGCAGCAGGAAUUGAAACAUGUUGUAGGGAUGAAUAACAUUGUUGAAGAAUCCAAUUUACCAAAUCUGCACUAUCUUGAUGCAGUUUUAAAGGAGACGUUACGUUUACACCCUGCAUUACCACUGCUAAUCCCAAAGCGUCCGAGCCAAUCUGCAAUAGUAGGUGGAUACACCAUACCUGAGGGAACUAAAGUAUUCUUGAAUGUUUAUGCAAUUCAUAGGGAUCCUCAAGUGUGGGAAAGUCCACUAGAAUUCCAGCCUGAAAGGUUCUUGAGUCCCUCGACGAAUUUAGACUAUGCUGGAAAUAAUAUGAAGUACCUUCCAUUUGGAUCAGGGAGGAGAAUUUGUGCUGGCCUUCCCUUAGCAGAGAAAAUGGUCAUGUUUAUGAUGGCUUCAUUGUUGCAUUCCUUUGAUUGGAAACUCACUGAGGGCGAAAAGGUUGAUCUUUCAGAGGGACUUGGACUCGUCAUCAAGAAAAACGAGAGGCUAUUCGCCAUCCCUACUCCCAGGUUACCGAAUUUCGAGCUAUAUCAGUAAAACAAAGUAUUCUUGACAAUGAUUUUUUCCCACUGGUUGUAGUAUUUAUAAUAUCAGAUUACAUAUUAUUGUACAAUAAGUAAAGACAUUACUGCAUUAUUGCUGAGGUCUGAAGAGACGAGAUUGCAUUUCUAGUUUGGUUCAAUUGUAUUUCAAAUGUAAUCCUUUCAUAUUCAUCAAGCAAUAUGCUUUUUUC